AUGAAGGUCCCCGCAGCCGCCCUGGCCACUCUGCUCCUCGUGGCGCUCUGCUCCCCAGCUGAGGCCCAUCUUGACACCGUCCCCAUCACCUGCUGCUUCACAUACCAGCACCGACCUGUCCCACGCAGACUCAUCACCUCUGCCUACACCUCCAGCAGCAGAUGCUCCCAGCCAGCAGUGAUCCUGGUCACCAAGAACGGGAGGGAGAUAUGCACGGACCCUCAGGACCCCUGGGUGAAGGCGCAUCUGAAGCACUUCCAGAUGCAGGAGCAGUGA
Molecule: messenger RNA, 276 nt
Organism: Charadrius vociferus (killdeer)
Lineage: Eukaryota; Metazoa; Chordata; Aves; Charadriiformes; Charadriidae
Product: C-C motif chemokine 5-like
Exons: 3
Coding region: 1-276 (91 amino acids)
Biological process (GO): immune response; G protein-coupled receptor signaling pathway; cellular response to interleukin-1
Cellular component (GO): extracellular region
Molecular function (GO): chemokine activity; CCR chemokine receptor binding
Source: RefSeq, a predicted model, not a curated record